AUUAAGCUGUUCAUAAUGGAUGUUGAGGAAACAUAUAGCCACUGGGUUCAUAUUCACCCCCUCCAAACAGACUACACCCACUGAUUUAAGCCCGCGCGUCUCCGAUAGUUUGCUUGAUUAUGCGCUGUCUGUCGAAGUGACAAGUGGAGGGGAAACACAUUUUGUGUUAUAAUGCUGAGACAUGUUUGGGUCUUCCCGUGUAUAUUACGACUUGGUGGAACUUUUUCAAAUGUUGCUUUUCAAAAACCUGCCACCAUGAGUACAGUGAUUGACGUUUAUGCCAUAGCAUCUCAUGCAGUGGACGGAUACACGUAUAUCUGCGCACAAACGAACUAUAGCGACAUGGAACCGUGGUGGAUGGUGGAUCUGCGUGGGUACUUUGACAUACAUGAUGUCAAUGUGACGAGCGUCUACGAUUGGUUUACCGCAUCCGGAUUCGAUUCCCUUCGGUGGGUCCAUUGGGCUAUUUCUCGUACCAGGCAGUGCUCCACGACUGGUGUGACAAAGGCCGUGUGUGGAAUCUACACAGCUUCACCAUUGACGUGUUUACGGAGAAUCCAAUAGGCUGUGCACGCGCCACCCCAGUCCAGUGCUACAACCGCACCGACGCACAGGAGCCUGGUGAGACUAUACAGUUUGAAUGUCGCUCGCCCGUGAUUGGUCGGUCGUCCGUAUUAAGUGGAGAAUGGCGGACCUUUUUUACCCAUUAAUGCUUUGUGAAGUUGAGGUUCAUGGCACAAGGCCGACAGGUUAGUUAG
Molecule: messenger RNA, 758 nt
Organism: Gigantopelta aegis
Lineage: Eukaryota; Metazoa; Mollusca; Gastropoda; Neomphalida; Peltospiridae
Exons: 4
Coding region: 172-564 (130 amino acids)
Source: RefSeq, a predicted model, not a curated record